This is a messenger RNA of Prunus persica (peach), 3673 nucleotides long. RefSeq names its product 5-methyltetrahydropteroyltriglutamate--homocysteine methyltransferase. The transcript is spliced from 12 exons. NCBI's taxonomy places the organism in Eukaryota, Viridiplantae, Streptophyta, Magnoliopsida, Rosales, Rosaceae. The coding region runs from base 1018 to 3432 and encodes 804 amino acids. The record is from RefSeq and is a predicted model, not a curated record. Gene Ontology annotation, molecular function: 5-methyltetrahydropteroyltriglutamate-homocysteine S-methyltransferase activity; zinc ion binding.
AUUUAAGCAAUUCAAGAUGGAAAAAAAGAGAGAGAGAGAUUCAUCCCAAAACCCUAGCCUUAGCCGUAUCCCCAGCUGAGAAUCCUAAUGGGAUAUCACUGUUGGAGCGCAUGUGGCCUCUACAAUGGGAAGGAAAUCACCAGCCCAAAAUGAGCUGAAUUGGAAUUGGGUAUCUCUAAAUUGCUGUUUGGUUUAGGAACUGAAAAUGAUGAUGAGCCAACUGUUGAAUUGGGUCGUUGCUUGACACUACCAGUUUCAUCAGUGCCCUCCAUUAAAAACCUUGAUUCAUCAAAACAAAAACCAUGCGCUAAGUUGCCUACUGGUUGAAAUGUGAAUCAAAAGCCUCGCAGCCCUCGCCGCCGUCCUCUGCGUCGAGACCAAUUUCCUCAUUGGCGUCUGGGUCUCGCUCCAGUUCAAGUAGAUUCAAAUUGAGAACCCUUCGAUCGUUCUAGUGCUCGAACGCCUCCUUUUCGCCUGCCUCCCCCUUCUCUGCCUCUCUCUCUUCUCCCAUAUCGUCUGGGUCUCGCGCUUGGGUCUCGUUCCAAGGUCCCCAUCUCCGCCCUCCUACCUCAACCGACAGCUUCCCCUGGAUUGGGCUGAACUGAAUGCCUCCUUUUCUUCUUUUUUGAAUUAUUUUUUUUCCAUAAUUUGUCCUUGUACGGAAAUGCCCCUCAAGAACUAACAGGAGUUACCGUGGUAAAAGUGACAAACUACAGGGAUAAAAAGUAACACAGAGAGAGAGAGAGAGAGAGAGAGAGAGAGGAGAGGGGGUGCGGCAGGGGCCGGGCUGUGUCGUGGGUGGGGUGGUUUUUUGGCGGCCGGGGGGAAACAGCUGAAGACUUGAGAAGCUACAUGCUCUACAAGGCCAAAUAAAUAUCUUGAAUCGGGGUGGCUGUGAAAAAAAGCCAUAGCCCAUCCUCCUUACAUAAUCCAUAGCUAGUUUGAGUCUAAUUGCAAAGUUGGGAAAAAGAAUAUUGAGAGAGAGUGAGGAAAAACAGAAAGUAGCUUCAAGUAUAAAUGAAGCAAGUUUCAUCAAUUACUUUUGGGCCUUGUUAUGGGUCUCUCUGUUUCUCAGCUGAACGUCCCACUCUUCUUCGCUUUACCCACUACUUCAAGUCCCAUAGUACCAGAGCAAUGGCAUCCCACAUUGUUGGUCUUCCCCGCAUAGGACCGAAGAGAGAGCUCAAGUUUGCCUUGGAAUCUUUCUGGGAUGGGAAGAGUAGUGCCGAGGAAUUGCAAAACGUGGCUGCAGGUCUUAGGUCAUGCAUCUGGAAGCAGCUGGCUGAUGCUGGUAUUAAGUAUAUCCCAAGCAACACCUUCUCAUACUAUGAUCAGAUGUUAGACACCACAGCCAUGCUUGGGGCUGUACCCCCUAGAUAUGGUUGGAAAAGCGGCGAGGUUGGCUUGGAGACCUACUUUUCAAUGGCUAGAGGGAAUGCACAUGUUCGUGCUAUGGAAAUGACCAAGUGGUUUGACACCAACUACCAUUACAUUGUCCCUGAAUUGGGGCCACAUAUUAGGUUCUCUUAUGCCUCUCACAAGGCAGUGGAUGAAUUCAAGGAGGCCAAAGCUCUUGGAUUGGAUACUGUUCCCGUCCUUAUAGGACCUGUAUCCUACUUGUUGCUAUCAAAACCAGCAAGGGGUACUGAACAAUCCUUUCCCCCUCUAUCCCUACUUCGCUAUAUUCUUCCAGUUUACAAGGAGGUUGUGGCAGAACUUAAGGCAGCUGGUGCUACCUGGAUCCAGUUUGAUGAGCCCACCCUUGUUUGGGAUCUUGAUGCUAACCAAUUGCACGCAUUUGCUCAUGCCUACUCAGAGCUAGAGUCAUCUUUAUCUGGUUUAAAUGUUCUGAUUGAGACGUACUUUGCUGAUGUUACUGCCGAGGCAUACAAGACACUUACCUCUUUGAAGGGUGUUACCGGUUAUGGGUUUGACCUAAUUCGUGGAGAAAAGACCCUUGAUUUAAUUAAUGAUGGAUUUCCUUCUGGAAAACACCUUUUUGCUGGAGUGGUUGAUGGAAGGAAUAUAUGGGCCAACGAUCUUGCAUCUUCCCUCCGUACCCUGCAAGCUCUUGAGGGCAUUGUUGGAAAAGACAAGAUCGUUGUCUCCACAUCCUGCUCUCUUCUACACACUGCAGUUGAUAUAGUGAAUGAGACUGAGUUGGAUAAAGAGGUUAAAUCAUGGCUUGCAUUUGCAGCCCAAAAAGUUGUUGAAGUAAAUGCCUUGGCUAAGGCAUUGUCCGGACACAAGGAUGAGGCAUUUUUCUCCAUCAAUGCUGCAGCUCAAGCUUCAAGAAAAUCCUCCCCUAAGGUGACGAAUGAGGCUGUCCAGAAGGCUGCUGCUGCACUGAAGGGCUCUGACCUCCGUCGGGCUACAAAUGUGACUGCAAGGUUAGAUGCUCAGCAAAAGAAGCUGAACCUUCCUAUUCUUCCAACAACCACCAUUGGAUCUUUCCCUCAAACAAUAGAUGUAAGAAGAGUGCGCCGGGAAUUCAAGGAUAAGAAAAUCUCUGAGGAAGAUUAUGUCAAUGCAAUGAAGGAGGAAAUAAACAAAGUUGUCAAGCUCCAGGAAGAGCUGGACAUUGAUGUGUUGGUACAUGGAGAGCCCGAGAGGAAUGACAUGGUUGAGUACUUUGGGGAGCAAUUAUCUGGAUUUGCCUUCACUUCCAAUGGGUGGGUCCAAUCUUAUGGUUCCCGCUGUGUCAAGCCACCUAUCAUCUAUGGUGAUGUGAGCCGCCCCAAGCCCAUGACAGUCUUCUGGUCUUCACUAGCUCAAGGGAUGACGAAGAGACCUAUUAAGGGCAUGCUCACUGGACCUGUUACCAUUCUGAACUGGUCCUUUGUGAGAAAUGACCAGCCCAGAUUUAAGACCUGCUAUCAGAUUGCUUUGGCCAUCAAGGACGAGGUUGAGGAUCUUGAGAAAGCAGGCAUUACCGUAAUCCAGAUUGAUGAGCCUGCUCUAAGAGAAGGUUUGCCUUUGAGGAAGGCUGAGCAGGCUCUCUAUCUAGGUUGGGCUGUUCACUCCUUCAGGAUUACGAACUGCGGUGUUCAGGAUACUACCCAGAUCCACACCCACAUGUGCUACUCAAAUUUCAAUGACAUCAUUCACUCGAUCAUUGACAUGGAUGCGGAUGUUAUCACCAUCGAGAACUCCAAAUCAGAUGAGAAGCUGCUCUCAGUCCUCCCUGAGGGACUGAAGUUUGGUUCUGGCAUUGGUCCUGGUGUCUAUGAUGUCCACUCACCCAGGAUCCCGUCUGACACAGAACUUUGUGUCAAAAUUAAGAAUAUCAUUAAGGUCCUUGAGAACAACAUGGUCUGGGUUAACCCGGACUGUGGUCUCAAGACACGCAAAUACUCUGAAGUCCAGCCUGCCCUCAGCAACAUGGUUGCUGCUGCCAAAUACAAUCGGCAGAUGUUGAGGCGUUUAGACUGAUGACCAGUGAGCUCAGGACCAAUUUGGUCUUAUCUUGGGGAAAGGAAAUUUUUUUGUUGGAAUUGCUUUGCUAUAUAUUUUCAUUAGGGUAGGUGAUAGCCUAGUAGUAGUUUCUGUACAUGCUUUUUUGGCUUUAGGCAAAAUGUAGCAAUAGUCCCGGACUAAGAUCAAACUUUACUUUUCGCCCCUCAUAUUGUUAAAUUGUUACAGUGAUGUUUUAAUUAGAUCUCAUGUUGCAUCA